Molecule: messenger RNA, 2233 nt
Organism: Cyprinus carpio (common carp)
Lineage: Eukaryota; Metazoa; Chordata; Actinopteri; Cypriniformes; Cyprinidae
Gene: rab11a
Product: RAB11a, member RAS oncogene family
Biological process (GO): neurotransmitter receptor transport, endosome to postsynaptic membrane; exocytosis; melanosome transport
Cellular component (GO): axon; transport vesicle; postsynaptic recycling endosome
Molecular function (GO): GTPase activity; GTP binding
Source: RefSeq, a predicted model, not a curated record
GAGAUGCUCGCUGGUUCGCCUGCUUGCUAACUUGCUAGCAUGGCUACAGCCUAAUCACAAAUACACUGCAGUGCAGCUGCGGAGAGGACAGGGUCGGGUCGGCUCCACUUUUCCUUCACAUUCUUUCAUUGUUAGCGCUUUUGUUUUAUCCGAGAUGGGGACGCGAGAUGACGAAUAUGACUACUUGUUCAAAGUGGUCCUGAUUGGAGACUCUGGUGUGGGGAAGAGUAACCUGUUGUCCCGUUUCACCCGAAAUGAAUUCAACCUUGAGAGCAAAAGCACUAUUGGAGUAGAGUUCGCUACACGUAGCAUUCAGGUGGAUGGAAAGACGGUGAAAGCUCAGAUCUGGGACACAGCCGGACAGGAACGCUACCGGGCCAUCACUUCAGCGUAUUACCGGGGAGCUGUUGGGGCCCUACUAGUGUAUGACAUCGCCAAGCACCUAACCUAUGAAAAUGUGGAGCGCUGGCUUAAAGAGCUGAGAGACCACGCAGACAGCAACAUAGUCAUCAUGCUCGUGGGCAAUAAAAGCGACUUGCGUCACCUUCGGGCCGUGCCCACCGAUGAAGCACGUGCAUUUGCAGAGAAAAAUGGUCUGUCCUUCCUAGAGACCUCAGCCUUGGAUUCCACUAAUGUGGAGACCGCUUUUCAGACCAUCCUGACUGAAAUCUACCGGAUCGUAUCCCAAAAGCAGAUGUCUGACCGCCGAGACAAUGACAUGUCACCAAGCAACAAUGUGGUGUCCAUCCAGGUGCAACCUACUGAGAAUAAACCAAAGAUGCAGUGCUGCCAGAGCAUCUAGCGGCACCCGUCCCAUCCUGUCCCGUCCCGUACCCUCCCCCAACCACCCACCUGCAACACCCCCCUCCUCCCCUCCCCUUCAAGACUGCUUUGGGUCUGAGAUGCAGCUGCACAACUAGGCUUGAGCACAGAGGCUGGUUCCAAAAGCUGGAAUCUCAAAGGGUCACCACCUGCAGUCUGGACUAAGCUUGUUUUUUUUGUUUGUUUUUUCUCCUUCCUGCCAUGGUAGGCUUUUAUAUUGCAGAAUUUUAAUAAUCAUUUGUGCCCAUCUUCACUGAAAUGUCUUAAUAUAUAAUUUCAUUCGCAAACGUGUGAGGUUCGCUUAUGUAUGUCUUUAGUAGCAGCCCCCUUGUCACUGGGGUGGAGGGGAGAAAUGUGCAGUAUUGGAGGUUUUGCUAUAUUUAAUGUUGUGAUUGUCGAGAGAUGAUGUACCUGAUAGAUAUUAGAUGACGAUUAGGGCCCAAAGACCACAGUCUUCACCUUUCAGCCAUCUUCCAAGUAUAGUUUACAUAGCAUGUACAGUCCCUUCACGCACUUGGCACAGGGAACAUCGCGUCACAUUCUUGAUUUCACCAUCAGGCCAGUGGAAGAGGCCUUAAGGCAUAUAGCUACCGCGCUGUUUUCUCAUCAUCUUCACAUGCUUCGAGCUAGAAUAGUGGUUUUAGUGCCUUUUUUUCUGAUGGAACGUCACACACACGGACGCCUUCACACAUGCGCUUAAAAUGCAGCACCUCUUCAGCUACCCGUGCCGGUGCAACUGUAAUGUAGUCUCUUUCUUUUUGUAUUCCAGCCCUUGUCUUCAUAUAACAAAAUUUCAAUUUGUACAAAAAAUAAUUGAUAAUGCAAAAAGAGGGGUAAAAGAGUAGCAAAUAGGCACAAGUUCUCUUUGAAACACUACCACAGACCUAUUCAGUAAGAAACGAGGGAACGUAACAUUAUUUUCUCGUCACAACCUCGAACCCAUUGUACUUUUGCAGGUCACGCUUUGUCGGUAAAGUCUGAACAGGAAAAACACGCAGCGGUGAAUGACGGCCUGCUGAUAGCCACAUCACACGAGAGCAUUCUAGGGAAUAGACUGAAUACUUUGUCUUUUCAUUUUUGCACUGAAUGUAAAAUAUCUCUCCCAGUUUGAAUUAGCGCCACUACAUACAGUUAAUGAUCUUAAGACCUGUAACUUGUAUUUAUUCUGUGGUAGUCACUUGAAUCGAGUUGUUAGCCUUUAAUAUUCGUGGCGAAGUGGUGGGACUCUUAAAUGUUAAGACACAGUGUGAUAAUUUAUGAAUGUAUUAUAUGUUUUAGCCUACAAAAAAGUCAUUGUCCUGAGUCCAGCAGAUGGGGAAACUACCACAAGCUGUGAUGCUCGUCUUCGCUUAAUGGCUGUCUAAUAAAAUGUACUCAGUGUGACAUAAAAUAUCAGUAAAGACUGAACUAA